Molecule: messenger RNA, 1489 nt
Organism: Punica granatum (pomegranate)
Lineage: Eukaryota; Viridiplantae; Streptophyta; Magnoliopsida; Myrtales; Lythraceae
Source: RefSeq, a predicted model, not a curated record
AGCCGCGCGCAUAGUCACGGUACAGCUACAGUGAGAGAGAGAGAGAUCCUCCGCAACAUCGGCAACCGGCAAGCAUCAGCUGCUUUAUUAGUUAGUGAAGUGAUAGUGGACGCUCUCCUCCCUGCCUCCCUCUCACGCUCUGUUAACGAAACGAUUGUUUGUCGUCCCACUCCCAUCCCAGAAACAUGAUAUUCAUUGAUGGGCGUCCGUUGAUGUUGGCCUCUUCUUCGUCCUCGUCCCCUCACCCUCAGGGAAUUGAAAUCCUAAAUGCUUUAAUGGGGCACCCCACUGUGCUGUCCUCCUCACAUGCAUUCAAGGACAUCCCAGAAAGGAAGUUUACUAGUUCAGAGGAGUCUUCUUCAGAGAGGCCUUCACAGCCCAACUUUGUUUACUUGUUUCAGAGAGAAUAUGCCGCGGUUGAUCCAGCAAUGGUUGAUUUUGUUGGCACCGAUGAAGCAACGACAUGUGUGGGCCUUGCAAUCCGGAAUCGCCAGAGCGGAAUGACCUCUGUUGCCCAUAUGGACUCUCCAGAUGUUGUCGAAAUUGGCUUAACGCAGAUGCUAUCGCUAGUUGUCAAUAAUGGUUCGCGUGCUGAGUUAGAUGUUCAUCUGAUUGGCGGUUUUGAAGAUGCUCCUGCUGGUGUUUCUAAUCAAGUCUCUAGAACAGGAAGGCCUGGUAAACAAGUCGGUUAUUCAUUGCCUUUAUGUAUUAAAAUAGUGGAGUCGUUGUGGAAAAGACAGGAGAAGUUUCGUAUCCAGACUAUGUUUGUCCUUGGGCACAACACCAAAAGAGAUGCUGAAGGAAAUGCAUACCCAAUUUUUAACGGUUUUCUGGUAGAAACAGCUACCGGAUCUGUAUUCCCAGCCUCUUUUGAUGGAACUUCUAGAUGUCCUGAUGAAAUAGUCCGGAGAAUUCGUGUAACUGCAUGCAAUGAUGAUCCAAGUUGGAAGGGCAAGUUGCUGGAAACAUAUGACACGCUAACUGAUAAAUUUGUAGUUGCUCCAUGCUGUUGGUCCAGGCAUCAAUUGCGUAUUGCUUUGACAUUUUACAGCCUAUCAGAUCCCGAGAUUCUUUUCACAUGUUCAACUUCACCUCUUGCUGAAGGCCCAGAUUUUGUCUAUAAUAUAAGAAGGAGGACUGAAUGGUGGUGGGUUCAUCUGGGCUUGCAGGCAGUGGGAUUAUUUGAUUAAACACCCAGAUUGGAGGAUGACUUUUCCGGAAAAGCAGCCACGGGUAUUUGCAAGGACCAACAGGGGUGGGUGGAUGAGGUGCUAAUUAACUUUUGACAGGAGUCCCUCCCUCUGAUCACCUGGAGAUAAUAUCAUUUCAUCUGAGCUGGUAGUUGGCACACAAAAAAGGAAUGUAAGCAAAACAAGUGUGUCAGAUUGCUGUGUUUAUGCAACUAGCAGAAUGAUCAUGGGUUGAAUGGACGUCAGCCUCAUUGUAUUGUAAUAUUUUUCAAAUAUCUCAAUCCCUUUCCAUUUGCCGA